Molecule: messenger RNA, 1931 nt
Organism: Panicum hallii
Lineage: Eukaryota; Viridiplantae; Streptophyta; Magnoliopsida; Poales; Poaceae
Product: glycine-rich cell wall structural protein 1.8-like
Exons: 2
Coding region: 169-1524 (451 amino acids)
Source: RefSeq, a predicted model, not a curated record
CAGCAACCACCUUGCCUUCGAGACCAGCAAGUGGCCGGGUCGGGCACAGAUGCUCCCGCUAGCUCUCGCCGCGGCGGCGUCUAUAAAACGGCCGGACCCAGGCAGAGCCAGCCACGCCAACACAGAGCAAGCCGCGGCCUGAGCAAGAAGAGACCUAGCUCCAGCGCCAUGGAUGCGGUGGUGAAGCGUGGCUACGGCGGCUACGGCUACAGCAAGCCGCAGGUGAACUACCACCGCCAGAACACCGAGUACGUGACCACCGUCGUCACGGAGGUCAACCACAUGACCGUCAACGACAAGCCCAGCUGCGGCGGCGCCGGCGUGCAGAAGCAGGCCGCCUACAAGGAGAAGGAGGAGGUGUUCGUGGAGCACGACAAGGGGUCGGCGUACGGCGGCUGCCACGGUGGUGGCGCCGCCGUGCACAAGCAAUCCUCAUACAAGGAGGAGGAGUACGAGGGGGCCGCCGCCGGCGUGAAGAAGGAUGCCUACUACAAGCAGGAGAAGUACGGCGAGGCGGCCGGAGGGUACGGCGCCGGCGCACACUACGGCGGCGCCGCCGGCGUUAACAAGCAAGGAGGCUACAAGCAGGAGGCCUGCGGGGAGACCGACGCGGGGCACUACGGUGGUGGUGGUGCGGGCGCCGUGCAGACGUACGCCUACGACCAUCAGGCGGCGUACGGCGGCGCCAUCGGUGCCGCCGUGCAGCAGCACGGCUACCAGAAGGACGCGUACGCCGGAGCCGCGAAGAAGAACAGCUACAAGCACGAGUCGUCGUACGGCGAGUGCGACGCGGCAAAGUACGGUUCUCACUACGGUUACGGUGGCGGCGCCUACAAGCAUCACGAGAAGUACGGCGAGGCUGACGGAGGGUACGGCGGUGCCUACUACAGUGGCGCCGGCGUGAAGUACGGGUACAGUUUCACGCAGCUCCUCUGCAUGCUUCCGAGUGAUAUCACGCCAUGGGUCCAGAAUCUGCGCGUGACAGGCGUGGGCGGCGGCAAAGCCGCCGGAGGGUACCCUCUCCACCACGGCGGCGCGUACGGCUACGAGGCGCACGGGAAGGCGAGCAAGACGGGGUUCGCCGGCGGCUACCACCACAACAAGGCGUACGACUGCGAGAGCGAGAGCGACUCUGACGAGAGCGACUGUGAGGAGGCGUUCCCCCCGCGCGGCCCCACCAAGCAAGGCGGCGUCCACGGCUACGGGGCGGCGUACAAGCACGAGAAGCACGGCGCCGGCAGCAACCUCGGCGGCGGCGUAGACGUCGACAUGGUGAUCAAGAUCGACGGCUCCGUUAACGUUCUCGUCAGGCACCUGCAGUGGAAGUUCAGGGGCAACGAGUGCAUCUCCAUCAACCAGCUCAAGGUGCAGGUCUACUGGGACGCGCACGACUGGCUCUUCGGCACGGGGAUGAGGAACGCCCUGUUCAUCUUCAAGCCCGAGCCGCCGUCGACCUCUUCUGACUUCCACGCUGACGAGUGCUCUGAUUUCUGCCUGUUUCUGUACGCAUGGAAGGUCGAGUGAGCUAGGAGGAUCCCACAUCACACUUGCUGCUGCUACUCCAUUACAGGGGACAUCAUCUCUUUACCAUGUUAUGAACCAAUAAUUCAUAUCAUGUAAUACUGAUGGAUUGGAGUAGGAGGUGGAAGUGUAUGGGAAUGAUUGCGGCCAUCCUUCACUCUCCUUCCAUGGGAGCGUGCUGUGCACAUGGAGGAUUGGACUGGAGGGGCGCAGGAUAGUCCUGGGGAUUAGGAUCAACAGGCUGGUCCUGAUAGAGAAACAUGGCAGACAGGAUUCGCAAUGCCAUAGCCCAUCCCAAUCAUGCAUUCAUGCUGAAUUAUCCUGGGAGAGUCCAGCUAAGAGCUGGUCCCUCUCCCAUGCGGUCCUCUGCUCCAUUUCUCUUAUUAUAUUCUUCAGCUCGUUUAUCUUGA